AUGUCCCCAGACGUAGAGAAAGGCUUACCGGUUCAAAAUAUCUCGGACAAAUCACAACAAGCUAGCAGGAGAAAUUCCGUUAGCGAAACUUCUUCAGCCCUGGAGGCGCUUCACAAUGUCAAAUCUCCCCAUGUGGCAGACGGACCCAUCGAAGGAUCCGGAUCCCCAGCGACGGAGAAAAGUGCUUGGGCCCGAUUUCAUGAUCGACUCACCUCAAUGAAACUCUUUGAGUCGCGCGGUAUCGAGCGCAUUCCGGUCGAGGAGCGCCAUGAUAUCAAAACGGCGGAUUAUCUGCAGAUGAGCUUGUUGUGGUUCAGCACUAAUAUCACGGCGAAUAAUAUGGCGCUUGGGAUGCUGGGGCCGUUGAGUUAUGAUUUGGGAUUUGUGGACUCGGCGCUUUGUGCGACUUUUGGUGCGUUGCUUGGUGCUGCGGGGGUUGCAUAUAUGGGCACUUUUGGUCCUGCCAGUGGAAAUCGGACUAUGGUUAUUGCACGAUACUUCAUGGGCUACUAUCCUAGCAAAAUCGCAUGCCUACUGAACAUCAUUAUCAUGUUGGGCUACGGUAUGAUCGACUGUUUAGUCGGUGGUCAAGUCCUGUCGGCGGUGGCGGGGGGCCGAAUGACCGUUAUCGUGGGAAUUAUCAUCAUCGCCAUCGUGACAUGGGCUAUCGUCCUUUUUGGAAUGAAUGUCUUCCACAUCUACGAACGAUACGCCUGGGUGCCCCAACUGAUCGCCGCCUUCGUUCUGGUCGGCAGCGCGGGGCCUAAAUUCGAUACGUCAAUCGUGUCAACGGGAUCAUCUGAAACUAUUUCCGGAAACCGUCUCUCAUUCUUCUCGCUGUGCUUAUCAGCUUCAGUGGCAUGGGCACCUGCCGGCGCUGACUUCUUCGUCUACUUCCCGCCUACCACAUCGAAGUGGAAGACUUUCCUAAUGACCUUCCUUGGGGUCGGGCUCGCAUUGACAUUUGUCAAUCUCCUGGGCGUCGGACUCGCCUCUGGUACAUAUAACCAUGCAUCCUGGGAAACAGCUUAUGAUACAUCCUCCGGCGCCUUGAUUCUCGCGGGCUAUGAAGGUCUAGGCGGCUUCGGCAAAUUCAUGGGCGUCCUCGUCGCGCUUGGCCUAAUCGCAAACAAUAUUCCUGGGACAUACUCCGCCUCCCUGGGCUUCCAAAUUAUGGGCAGACAACUAGCCCGCCUUCCACGCUGGUUUUACUCAUGCGUCGGCGUCGUGAUUUACACCGCUUGUGCGCUCGGUGGCCGGAACUAUCUCUACGAUAUCUUUGACAAUUUCCUGUCAUUGAUGGGAUACUGGGUUACGAUCUAUUUAAUGAUUGCCGUGGAGGAACACGCUAUUUUCCGGCGAAAGUUGGGCUUUAAUUGGGAUGACUGGGCCGAUUCGUCGAAAUUGCCGGUUGGUAUUGCGGCUUUGAUGGCUUUCUUGGUUGGCUGGGCUGGUGCGAUUGUUUCGAUGGAUCAGGUGUGGUAUGUUGGACCUAUUGCCCAAAUGGUCGGUGCUUACGGCUCGGAUUUG
Molecule: messenger RNA, 1530 nt
Organism: Penicillium atrosanguineum
Lineage: Eukaryota; Fungi; Ascomycota; Eurotiomycetes; Eurotiales; Aspergillaceae
Exons: 2
Biological process (GO): transmembrane transport
Cellular component (GO): fungal-type vacuole membrane; plasma membrane
Molecular function (GO): transmembrane transporter activity
Source: RefSeq, a predicted model, not a curated record